AUGUCGUUGGGACCGUCCAUGUCGUUGGGUUCGUCUGGAUCGUCGUGGUUGACGGUUUGGAAGGGUACAUCCGGGUCGUCGGGCCCGAAGGUUUGGAAGGGCCUGUCCGGGUCGUCAAGCUUAUUUGGGUCGUCGGACCCAUUUGGAUCGUCGGGCCCGUUCUGGUCGUCGGACUUGUUUGGAUUGUCGGGCCCGUUAGAUCAUUGGUCUUGUCCGGAUAGUUUGUCCUGUUCGAGUCAUCGGGCCAUUCUGGUAAUAAGGCUCGUUCAGGUCAUCGGGUCCGUCCGGGUCGACGGACAGGCCGUCUGGAUCACGAGCCCAUUCAGGUCGUCAAACCCAUCUGGGUCUUCCGGCCCGUUUGACCCGUCUGGAUUGUCGAGCUCAUUCGGGUCGUCAGACCCUUCUGAAUCGUCAGCCCCGUUUGUGUCAUCGGGCCUACCAAAGAGUUUAGAAUGUGAGGUUGAGUGA
Messenger RNA from Vigna unguiculata (cowpea), 468 nucleotides. The record is from RefSeq and is a predicted model, not a curated record. Lineage: Eukaryota; Viridiplantae; Streptophyta; Magnoliopsida; Fabales; Fabaceae.